Molecule: messenger RNA, 2280 nt
Organism: Stylonychia lemnae
Lineage: Eukaryota; Ciliophora; Spirotrichea; Sporadotrichida; Oxytrichidae
Source: the annotation of a GenBank genome assembly
AUGCUCAAUAACUCGAAAUUCUCAAACGAGAUCUAGAAAGGAGGGAGUCCAUAGUAAUCAACUGUUCCUCCUCCAAUUUAAGAUUCAAUAGAUCAGCUAAAGCACUUACUUAAAAAGAUCAAAUUCAACAGACAACUUCAUUCUAAAGACUUUUUGACUGGUUCGAUCUCUGUUUAUAUUCCUAUUAUUCAUUACUCCUUGCUGAUAUAUUCUAAGCUAGUGACAAAAUUUAUUGAAUAAAAAGGUUAUAUUUUACAAACUAAAAAUGAUCAUCAAUUUAUGGAAGAUGUCUAUAGCUUACUUGAUAAGCAUUUCACCUAUAAGGUUCCACUGAGCUUGAACCAAUUUUUCUUAAAUGGAUUUAUUGACUAAAAGAUCGGGUUUUGUAUUGAUUUGAUAAAAAUGGUAAAGAAUAAGCAUCAAAUGCUAAGCAAAAGAAGCUCAAGUGUAAAAGAAAAUAUUAAUCAUUAUGAAAAAAGUGAAAGGCAUUCAUUAGGAGUAAAUAACGGUAUGCAUCAUAAUGACGAAAAAAUAGAUUUACAACUGCAACAAUAAGUAAAUAUUACGAAGAAACAAAAUAAUAAGGCUAAUGAAGCAAACAUGAGAGGCACUAAAUCAGUCAGAUUCUUAGAGUAGCAAAAUAAAGCAGUGAAUGGUGAAAAGGUCAUAUCACAGGAGCCUCUGAAAGAUAAGAGAAACUUUACCAAUAUAAACUCAACAAUUGACAGUUCUAUGGAUAAAUCUAAGAUUUCAUUUAUUGAAGUUGACAACUAUCUCAAAAGAGCAGGGAGUCCAUAGCCUACAAGUACUUAUGAGUAAAAAAGACACUCAAUGGGUGCAAUAUUGAAGUCCAAUAAUAAGCAAGGGAGUGAUCAAUUAACAAAUAUUAGACCACCUGCUCAGAAUGAAUCUUGCCCAGUAACUACUAGAGGAACUGAAAGCUUUAAAUAACCUCUGUAGCUCUUGAUUAAUGAUCCAAAGACUGAUGCUAUGAGAGAUAUUGGUGGUAAAAUUGAAAGUUAAAGAAGUGACAAUUCUAAGAACAUCGUAUUCGAAACCUAAUCAAAAUCUAAUCUUAAAGCAUAAUAAGAUAAGCACACUUAGCCAUCAAGUAGAUCUAAGCAUAGUGAAUUUCAAUAAAAAGAAGGAGGGCAUUAAUAAUAGAGUCAUACGCACUUUGAAUAUAAAACUUACAGUAAUUAUCAGAGUAAGUAGUAAAGCAGCAAUCCUUAAACAAGCCAGCCUAAAACACAAGUUUAUGAUUAAAACAAAUAAAUCGAACUCUUGAUAACUAGAAAUAAAGAUUUAGAAACAAAGGUAACUUAGCUUCAUGAUUCAGUAAGAGUGAUAAUUUAGAAUUUCUAAACUUUCCAAAAUUAUGUGGAGGACAAGAUAAAUUAACUUGAGGUAGAGAAUACAGAUCUAAAAAAUAGACUUCUAAAUAAUGAGAAGCAAAGACUGCAAUCAGAUAGAUCUAAUUCAUUAAUAUCUCCACUUCAAUCGAAGCCUAGCAUUGAUUUUAGAACAAAAGAGGAUAAUGGGGUUACUAACUUCAAAAAAGAUUCAUAAAAAGUUGAAACUCUUUAUUCGCAGUAUUCCAGUAGAUAUCGAUCAGAAAAGAGAUAGACUACUCAAAAUAGUGGAACAAUUGAUAAUACUAAGAAUAUACAAAUUCAGCCGAUGUCAUAGCUUGACAAGUAUGACAGCAAUAGAUAUCUUGAUGAAGAAUACCUUCAAAAUUUGAGAAAGAAUUAUUCUCAUUUAGGUGGAAGUAAUGGAUUCUAAAGUAAUAGAGUAACAGAAAAAUCUGAGAGAAAAGAUGACUUAAAUGGUUUGAGAGCCACUGGUGAAUUCAGACCCUUGGAUGAAAAAAAUCACCCAGGUGUUGAUAGAAAGCUAUAACAUAAAAAUAUGUCAAGUUCUUCAGGAUUUGCAGAUUAAAAGAGACAAUCUUUCAAAAGAGGUGAAAGGCAUAUGUUCUCUGAGGUAUCAAUGAACAAUAUAGAAAAUACAUUUGGAGGAGGGGCUGCAAAUCAAGCUGCAAGAGUCGACUCAUAAAAGAAUAUGGGCUCAGAUUUUGUUUCACUUAGAAGUAAGUCUAAUGAGAGGGAUAGCGUAAAUAGAGGUUCUGCAGGGGCUGAAUCUAUUGCGAAUAGAUGGGCUUAGAGCAGACCAAGUUAUUAUCAUCAUUUAUAUCAAGAUAGAGAGACAGUUAAAAAUCAAUAAAGAUUAGGUUAUGAAGAGCAAAGAAGGAAACUAUUAGCCAAUAGAUAUGAUUGA